ACAAAAUUUUAAUUAUAUCCUAUUUAUGAUUUUAGUAUAAACCACUCUGGUUAUCUAAACAUUACUAGAAGGUUGGAUCUGUAAUUUUUUAUUUGAUAUUUCCAUCCUUUGAUGUUCUACAAUCUGAGAGUGUUUUCUAGUCCAGGUGUGUUAAUUAAGUGGCUAAAGAUGACUACAUCUUCAACUUUGGCCCAGUUUGAGCAACGUGCAGCACAAGCAGAUGCUAUGAUUGCUAAGCUAACUAAGCAGUUGUGCCAACUGGAGGCAGCUGCAGCUGAAAGACAAAAAGAUGCUCUCAGGCUGGAGAAUGUGCAACUCAAGGAUGAAGUGAACAAACUGCUGCAAAAGCUUGUUGCUCUGGAGAAUGCCAAAGGAGAAAAGCAGUACUACAACUUUUGUAAGGGUACGGAUGCCUCUCCACCUGCAGCACCUCCUGUUUCUGUGACGGAGGCUACUGCUAAUUCUGCUCCAACUCCUGCCCCUGUGCAGAUCGAAAAUGAGAAAAAGCCCAAAAAAGAGAAAGCCGUCAAGAAAGAAGAAGGCGGUGGCAAGAAGCAGGCUGAAGAUGACCUGCCUGUUGAUGUGCGCCGCUUGGACUUCAGAGUUGGUCGUAUUGUGAAGGCUGAGAAACAUCCUGAUGCUGAGUCUCUCUAUGUUGAACAGAUCGACUGUGGAGAGGAAGCACCUCGUACCGUCGUGUCAGGCCUCGUGAAGUUCGUGCCGCUGGAGGCGAUGCAGGACAGACUUGUGGUGGUGCUGUGCAACCUCAAGCCUGCCAAGAUGAGGGGCGUCACCUCCCAAGCCAUGGUCAUGUGCGCCUCUACGCCCGAAAAGGUGGAGAUCUUGACUCCUCCUGCCGGCUCCGUCCCAGGAGACCUGGUUGAGUUCGACGGCUUCCCUCGCCAGCCUGACGCGGUGCUCAACCCCAAGAAGAAAAUUUUUGAAUCUUGUGCUCCUGAUCUACAGACCAACGCUGAACGAGUUGCCGUUUACAAAAACGUGGCCAUGAGAGUGCCUGGCAAGGGCGUGGUGACCGCCGAGUCUUUGGCUGGUGUUCAAGUGAAGUAAACUCAGAGUUAUUGUC
Messenger RNA from Hyalella azteca, 1084 nucleotides. RefSeq names its product aminoacyl tRNA synthase complex-interacting multifunctional protein 1 (gene AIMP1). The transcript is spliced from 7 exons. The coding region runs from base 112 to 1068 and encodes 318 amino acids. NCBI's taxonomy places the organism in Eukaryota, Metazoa, Arthropoda, Malacostraca, Amphipoda, Hyalellidae. Gene Ontology annotation, molecular function: tRNA binding. The record is from RefSeq and is a predicted model, not a curated record.